GUUGUUGGGAAAGGCUCAUUCGGUAUUGUGUGGAAGGGAAUAUGGAGGGGAAUAUAUGUUGCUGUAAAGCACAUAGACUCUGAAGCAGAAAAGAAAGCAUUUGCUGUUGAAGUGCGACAACUUUCAAGAGUCAGUCAUCCAAAUAUUGUAAAAUUAUAUGGCGCUUGUACUCAAAACCCUGUAUGUUUGGUUAUGGAGUAUGCUGAAGGCGGGUCCCUUUAUAAU
Messenger RNA from Gryllus bimaculatus (two-spotted cricket), 225 nucleotides. The record is from the annotation of a GenBank genome assembly. NCBI's taxonomy places the organism in Eukaryota, Metazoa, Arthropoda, Insecta, Orthoptera, Gryllidae.